UUUUUUUUUUUUCUUUUUUACUUUGGUCGUCGUCGUCGUCUUCGUUGAGGAGGAGGAUUGAUAAAUCAGAGCCGUACACGUGGCAUAAUGGGGGCGGAGGUGAUUGAGAUGUGGGGUACGUGGGAAGAAUUACUAUUAGGUGGAGCUGUUCUCCGGCACGGUACCCGAGACUGGAACCUUGUUGCUGCGGAGCUCCGAGCCCGAACCGUUUGUCCGUACACUUUCACUCCUGAGGUGUGUAAAGCUAGGUAUGAGGACUUGCAACAGCGUUUUUCAGGACGCAAAGCUUGGUUUGAAGAACUACGGAAGCAACGGAUGGCAGAGCUGAGGCGAGCUCUAGCACUAUCUGAAAAUUCAAUUGGGUCUCUGGAGUCAAAACUUGAAACACUCAAGGCUGAAAGAGGAAAUGACUGUCACGUCGGUUAUUUCUCAAGCCAGACAGAAUCACCUGUGCCAUUCCAGAAGUCUGAGGCAGUUGUAUCAUCCAGCAAAGAGACAUCUAAGGAUGGACUAUCUGCUGGUAGUUUCACGAGGGAAAUCCGGACAAACUGGUCACCUGAAUCUCAGAUUCCAGCCGCAGCACCAGCUGAAGAGAUGGAUGCUAAGCCAGAGGUUUCACAGUCUUCGGAGCAAGAGAAAGUUUCAAGCAUUGAGAAGCUAACAGACAUUGUUUGUGGAGGACAAAUUGGAACUUUGAGGAGGAGGAGAGGGAAGAGAAAGAGGAAGUUCUGUAAUAGGGAUAUCAAGGAAGGGAGUGUUGGAGAAAGUGACGUUUGGGGUGUAACUGAUACUUUGACUGCCUCUCGGUGUAAAGAAAAUUCAACCAGCGAAUCCGGUCAUAUUUCCAGAUCUUGUGGUGUUGAUGAUCAAAGUGGAAGCCCAAGAAAGGAUAGAAUUGAGGAUCUCAGGAGUACUUUUGAAUCUGUUGCACAGAAUGAAGGUGCCUCUGUCUUCCGUCAUCGUCUUGAUAGCCAGAAGAGAGGACGAUACAAGAAAAUGAUCUUGCGGCACAUGGAUUUUGACACAAUAAGAUCAAGAAUUUCCAGUCACUCCAUCACAUCAGUCAAGGAACUCUUUCGGGAUCUGCUGCUACUCACCAACAAUGCCGUGGUCUUUUAUUCUAAGAACACUCGUGAGUACAAAUCUGCAUUGCAGCUUAGAGCCUUUGUGAUUAAAACUUUGCGAGAACACUUCAAGGACGACGGUAACAAGCCUACAACUUCCACUCCAUCUUUAAGCUCACCUAUGAGUAAACCUCCGGCGAAACCUCGAAGUGCUCGUCCUAGUAAUCGCAAACAAUCACAAAAAGUUGCCAACGCUGGAAAUGUUAUCGAUAAGCCUCCUAAUCGAGGUAAACGAUCAAGUAAUACUGAGUCCCCUCCUUCAACGGAAUCAUUAGCAGUGAUUAAGAAACGGGCAAAUGCUAGAGCUGAAACUGCAGCGAGGGGAAGGAGGAGAAAUCGGGCUAGGUGAUAAUUGUUGUAUAUUGUUUUUGUAACAUGGGUGGGUUGUUUAGAAGAGUCCUCAGUUGUACAAAAUUGUUCCUUGGUCUGGUAAAUCACUUGUAAAAUUGCUUGUAAACAACUCCAAUCAAUUAGAGAAGAAAUUUUUGUUUAUCCUCGUA
Molecule: messenger RNA, 1624 nt
Organism: Pistacia vera
Lineage: Eukaryota; Viridiplantae; Streptophyta; Magnoliopsida; Sapindales; Anacardiaceae
Exons: 5
Coding region: 88-1473 (461 amino acids)
Cellular component (GO): NuA4 histone acetyltransferase complex
Molecular function (GO): protein binding
Source: RefSeq, a predicted model, not a curated record